UGAACUCUCCCCCGGUGAAAUAAAGGCAAAAACCGAGACGAGCUUGGAUGAGCGCACCUGUACCGGCGGGGAAUCGUUUCGCCUUUACCGAUCGAGCUUUUUUACACCCGCGUGACUGUGAAUGGACCGAUCAGCAGAAAAACCAUUUCGCAACCUAUUUUGCAUGCAGCCUACAGGGUGCAUGAAGUCUGGGAUAUAUUUUCCAGCCUCGUCAGUUCUUGCAGCGCCUUUGCAAUGUGUACUCUCCUUGUUUUAAUGUAAAGGAGGCGUGUGUGUGCGCGCGCGUUUUUCUUUUUUCUUCUCUUUCUAACUGGGGGAGAGGAGGAGGAGGGCAUCCUGUGAUUGAUUUAAGCAAUAUCCUAUUUUUCCUGCAAGAUGUUUUGAGCGCCAAGGGGGGCUGAGAGACAGAGAGAGAGAGACAGAGAGAGAGAGAUAUAGAAAGAGAUAGAUAGAGAGAGAGAGAGAGAGCGGCUGGUGUCGUCUUCACUGCGUCUCUCUCCUCCUCUACAACAAAACAGACAAGACAGGAGGAGGAAAGGAGAGGUAAAGGGAGGUUUUGGUUUGUGAAAAGCUGGAAAUAUACGGCGUUAAAAUGACGAUGUCUGUCCCGGAGAGAAAAUCAGGAUCCGAGGGGAAAGAGGAGGAGAGCGAGGAUGAGAGUGAAAUCGUGGAGGAGAGCCCGUGUGGCCGUUGGCAGAAGCGUAAAGAGCAGGUCAGCCAAGGUAAUGUCCCCGGUGUGGAAAGUGCAUCUCUGGCUAUGGACACAGAGGAGGGCGUGGAGGUGGUCUGGAACGAAGUGCUCUUCUCCGACAAGAAGGUCUUCAAAGCACAGGAGGAAAAGAUCAAGGAGAUGUUUGAGAACCUGAUGCAGGUCGAACAUCCCAACAUUGUCAAGUUCCACAAGUACUGGCUCGACAUGAAGGAGACUCAAGCUCGGGUUAUAUUUAUCACAGAAUACAUGUCGUCGGGCAGCCUCAAGCAGUUUCUCAAGAAAACCAAGAAGAACCACAAGAGCAUGAAUGUGAAGGCCUGGAAGAGAUGGUGCACCCAGAUUCUCUCUGCCCUCAGUUAUCUGCACUCUUGUGACCCUCCAAUAAUCCAUGGCAACCUGACGUGUGACACCAUCUUCAUUCAGCACAACGGCCUCAUCAAGAUCGGCUCAGUGUGGCAUCGGCUAUUUGUUAAUGUGUUCCCAGAUGCCAGCGGUAAAGGGAGGCAACAUCGCGACGAGCAGAGGAAUCUUCAUUUUUUUGCUCCAGAAUAUGGAUCCGCUGAAGAUGAUUACUCCAUAGACAUUUUCUCCUUUGGCAUCUGUGCUCUAGAGAUGGCAGUACUAGAGAUCCAGGCCAACGGAGAUACUGCUGUGUCCAAGGAGGCCAUCGUUAAUGCAGGUCAAUCUCUGGAAGACCCUCCCAUGAGAGAGUUCACCCAAUCCUGUUUGCGUCAUGAAGCCAAACUCCGUCCCACCGCUCACGACCUUCUGUUCCACCGAGUCUUGUUCGAGGUCCACUCCCUUAAACUGCUGGCCGCCCAUUGCCUCAUCAACAACCAGUAUCUGCUUCCAGAGAACUGUGUGGAGGAGAAAACAAAGUCCUUCGACCCGAACGCUGUCAUGGCAGAGAUUAAACAUGACGACAGACAAGGAGUUCAGCUAAAAUAUUCCCACGUGUCCCCUUUGGAACUUGACAAGUUUCUAGAGGAUGUGAAAAAUGGGAUUUACCCGUUGAUGAACUUCGCCUCGACUCGGCCUCACCCCGUCCCUCGAGCCCUCUCCUUGUCUCAGGAGCAUGUGGAGACAGUCAAGACGCCGACUCCUGAACCCCAGGAGAUGGAGACGAGGAAGGUUGUUCAGAUGCACUGUAAUCUGGAGUCAAAUGAAGAAGGGACCAAAACUCAUCUGUCUUUAUUUCUGAAGAUGGAUGAUAAACUUCAUCGGCAGCUUAGCUGUGACAUCCUUCCAACUGACACCUCCAAAGACCUUGCCAGUGAACUCGUUCACUACGCCUUCAUAACCGAGGAGGACAGUGAGAAGGUUGCGGGGUUCCUGGAGGACGCCAUCAAUCGACACCGGGUCAAAGCACUCGCUUCUGGGAGCACACAGUGAGGAGGGGUCACGACAGCGGCUGGCCCGAACUGAGGGGCCGGAGGCGUUGACCACACAGAUCGAGAGAAAGGGAGAGUGAGACGGGCGGGAUCACACAGCCGAGAACGGAAGAGAGCAGAAGGAGUGUGGUGGUGGAGGAAGCUGACAAAGUUGGGGAUAAAAAAAAGGGGCUCAAAUACAGGAGGACGCUGGGCCUUGACAGUCAGUUAAUCAUCCCAGCGAGAAGGAGGAAGCGCCAGCAGUGAAAAAGGAACUGAAGGCACCUCUGGUUGCAGGAUCAGAGGAAUCAUGGCUGUGUUCAGCAAUCCCACAAAGCAGUAGAAGAUUGACAAACUCCCUGCCGCAAAGGGCUACCAUGCCUUAAGCUAUCUUUGACAACUUCAGUUUUUUCCAUAUUGCCACUAUUCAGAACGGAUCCGUUUUACAUACAAAUGCCGCAGCUAUGUUUUCAUAAGGACGUUGUAUUGCUCAUAAGCCUCGUUUGCACUCCAGUGUCCAUUUAGAUCGGUGAAUAUAAACAAAGAUGCAGUCAUUUAUUUAAAAAUAAACCCUCCCUCCUUUAUUAGCCAGAACACUCAGUUUAUUCGUUUUAGGAAUUUAAAAUUCCGUCCAACAUGUGCUGUUUAUACUCUUUCAGUUAACUUAUUUAUUUCUGUUUAACUGUGAACCAUUGAAGCAUUGCACAGGCCUGGUUUUUUUUUUUGCUUUAUUUUUAUGACCUGCUUAGUAACACAACUCUCUGCACUCCUGGGUUAAAGGCUUCUACUCCAAGAGCUGCGCUACACCUAAAUGUAGUGAAAAAGAGCAAUGAGACAACGCCUCUCUUUUAGCCUUUAGUGCUCUUAAAGGGUUUCCCCCUGAAAAAGUGCUCUGAAAGCCAAAGACUUGCAAAAGUGCCUGAUAUGGCAAUGUACUUUGGACAAAACGGCAGAUCUAACUUAGCAAAUUUGUGAAUAUAUAUUUAUAUAUAUCUAAUUCAGGCUGACUUUUUACAGCGUUAAAAACUAGACGCAUUGAUUCGGAGUAGGAGACAGUUCCCGUGUCUUAUCAUUGGGUUAGCAAAGUCAGCCUGUGUAAAUGUGAAGAUGAGCUUGAGGCCAGUUAACGGCGGCUCCCUUAAGAGCUGAAGCCACUGUAUACUGGAGAAAUGAUAAUGGGUGAUUAAGGGUUCUGCUGUUGCUAAUAUUCAUUUGGGAUCAGCCGCAAAAAUUGGGAUAAAGCUCGGAAAGCUUGUGAUUUAAAAUUUUAGCCCUGUAAUAUUAUAAAUGGGAGGAAGGGUGUUGGUGAUGUGAUUUUAAAGCUUGCCAUAGUGUCAAUAAAUAUUACCGCUAAUACUUACUUACUUAUUGUAUUUCCCAAAUCAUCAGAGGAUAUUUUCUAACACUGAGAUCUCUAAAAUGUCUAGAAGUGGUUUUAAAAGAAGAAUCUACCUUUCAAUUUUCUAACGAGUAUACUAUUUUGUCUUUUAAAUAGGCUACAAAGCACACAACCGCACAUUGACAAUAGAAAAACACUCACUGUACCCUGUCAUAACAAUUAAAAUAAAAGUUUAACUACUAAAGAUUACAUAAAACAAUAAAGAUAAAGAAACAUUUAGCCACGAUAGAAUAAUCUUUUACAGCACAACUGCAGUGAGAUAGAAGAUUCUCCAUGUAGCUGAUGAAAGGUUGCCAUAUUUUAUAGAGAAAAAUGAAAUUAUCUGAUUUGUUAAUGAGCAUCUUUUCCAAGACGUAUACAGCUGCUCACUUCUAAGAGCCACGAUCAAACUAGCAGUGAUAGAUCUGACUUCCAUUUCAUUGCAAUACAUUGUUUGGCAAUAGCCUGCAGGAUUUCAACCCAAAACAUUUUGAAUAUUUAUGGUUAUAUUUAAUUCUUUUUUUUUUGUGUGUGUGUAAAUUUUGUAUCCGUUAAAAUGUGCUAUCAUGUAUCAGCAUAACAUUUUCUGCAGAUACCAAAAAACAUCAUCUUUGACAGAAGAUUGGAGCAUUUUGCUUUAAACAUAUUUAUUUCUCAGAACCACAUCGACUCUACUCUACUUUUUACUUCAGACAAUAUCAGAGUGGACUUUUUUUUUUUUGGGGAAAGGAUUGCAUUGCAGCCCCCCCCCCCCACACACACACACACACAAAACAAAUAGAGUGUAUAUCCCUUCAGCUCUGGCAGGUUUUCCCCUGGAGGAGCUAAUCUUGGCAGCGGUACAGACUAAAUAUUUGGGUGGAUUUCUUUUUGUUUUGUCCUUAACAAACCAAUUGUGAAUUGUCUGAUCGAUCUUCAGCAGUAUACUCUUGUUUGUCAGAAUCACUUAGUUAGGCUUCAUUUGUUUCGCCGGUCUGCAAAAUCGUGGUUUCAUAGCAGUUACAAUGCUGUACAGUCAUUGCUUACAGUAAAUACUUACUAUAUACUCUGCAUCAAGCCUUCUUAUCAGUGUGUCUCUAAAAGGACGGGAGCCCUGAGUUUUCCCAGACAUUCAACUACUUUAUGGGCUGUGGUGUACAUAUUUGUGUGUGGCUAUUAAAAAAAAAAAAGGGGGGGUUUACUCUGGACAAACUUUCAAUACAAUACAAAGCGGUGCCACUCUUGCUCUCGUUUGAUCUGAAGCUGCAUGUCUUAAAAACGCCUGCAACCAUUCAAAACUUUGCAUUUUGCCUUCGUCAGUUACAGGUCAGUUCCAGUCAGGGCGACCUGAUCAAGAAAAUGAAUGUUUAGACUGUGCGAACAUGAAGAAGAAGAAGAAGAAGAAAAAAAUACAAAUACAACAACAACAACAACAUCAUCCAUAUCAGUCUUAUUUUAUGUCAAAUGACUUUUUUCUUGUGAAUCUGUUGAAUGAAACUUGCCUUUGGAUGUGUUCUACUUAAACCUUUGUUAAAUAUUGUAGCUACUGCAAUGAAAUACAUGACAAUAAACAAUAUGUGACAUGU
This is a messenger RNA of Scomber scombrus (Atlantic mackerel), 5025 nucleotides long. RefSeq names its product nuclear receptor binding protein 2b (gene nrbp2b). Gene Ontology annotation, molecular function: protein serine/threonine kinase activity; ATP binding. The transcript is spliced from 18 exons. The record is from RefSeq and is a predicted model, not a curated record. Gene Ontology annotation, cellular component: cytoplasm; endomembrane system. Lineage: Eukaryota; Metazoa; Chordata; Actinopteri; Scombriformes; Scombridae. Bases 593 to 2104 code for a protein of 503 amino acids. Gene Ontology annotation, biological process: protein phosphorylation; intracellular signal transduction; endoplasmic reticulum to Golgi vesicle-mediated transport.